UUGUGGGCUUAGUUUUGCUUAACCCCUGAAUCAAUCAAUCAAUCAAUCAAUCCCAUUCAUCAUAUCCUUAGUGUUGCUGCUUCAAAUUCCUUCGUUUAUGGAGAGAUGCGUGGAUGAUGAUGUUGUUGUUUCAACAAAUGACGAAAAGGUACAAUCACACAUACCUAACGAUCUUUCCUUCUCCAUUCUCUCAAAACUGCCUGUAAAAUCUUUGAAGCGAUUUGAAUGCGUAUGCAAAUCAUGGUCUCUCUUAUUUGAUAACCCUAAUUUUACGAAAGCCUAUCGCAAGAGUUUCUUAACAAAGAUUCGUGCUUAUUACGACGAACAAGAUACAUCUGUCCUCAUACAUAAAACUAAUGACUUUCCUUUUGAAGGUUUUUAUAACGAACGGACAUUCGAGUUGUAUUCUGUUUCUUCUAAUGAGAAUAAUAAUUUGGUGAAAUUAGAUUGGCCAAAUGUCAUUUUAGAUAGGCUUCCCGGGUAUGAUUCUGGUUUUGAUAUUUUACGUACUGGUAGUAGUAUUCAAGGAACUCUUUGUCUGUUUUGUUCAUACGAUGAGAAUAUUGUAUUGUGGAACCCAUCUACUAAUGAAUUUAAACUCAUUCCUCCCAGCCCUUUUCAUUCUUUAUCUUAUUUUAGUAUCGGGAACGUAUCUGUUUUUUUACCAUGUAUUUGGUUAUGACCAUUAAAAGGCGACUACAAACUGAUGGGCCAUAUACAACUUCCUCAAAAUUCUGAUUAUGCUAAGGACUAUUUUAUGAGUCCAGACUUUGAUAUCAAGUAUUUUUUGAAGAAUCAAGAGAUUCAACAAGACUUUGGUGAUGAGGAGGAUUUCAUGUGGGAGAUAUAUAGUUUAAGAACUAACUCUUGGAGAAAACUUGAUGUUGAUAAUGAUAUGCAUAUGCAUGAUCUGGCUAGAACAGAAUGUCAACAAUUGUACAUGGAUGGACUCUCCCACCGGCCGUGUAGAAGUGUAAAACAUAAUCAAACAUAUUUGGUGUCAUUUGACUGGAACAAUGAGGUUUUCCGUACAACAACACCCUUACCCUCAUACAUGGAUGAUGAUUAUCAUUGUGGUUUGCUGCCGGCCAACUUGAUGCUAUUAAAUGGGUCUAUUGCUUUAAUAACUUACGAUUUCAAUCAUACAUAUAACAUUUCAAUUUUGGGUGAACUCGGUGUAAAAGAAUCAUGGACUAAAAUUUUAACCGUAAGGUACUCACCUUGCCUUGAAUAUCCUAUCGGAGCGGGGAAGAAGGGUGAUAUCUUGUUUAUGAAAAAUGAUGGUGAACUAGCUUGGUUAGAUUUAAAUACUGAAAUAAUCGAGGACCUUGGUGUUAUAAUGGAGAGAUGGUUAUGCAAGAUGGUAAUUCAUAAAGAAAACCUUCUUCCAUUCGAAGGGGAGAUUAUUUAAUCUUUUUCUUCAUGUUUCACCAAAUAGGCAUAUGGUUGUUGUUAUUAGGGUUUUAUUUUGUACCUGAAGUGGCUUAUCAAUUUCUUAUAUCAUAUUUAUUAUCAAGAAAUUUCUUGCUUGUUUUGAAUGUUUACUCUGAUU
Molecule: messenger RNA, 1552 nt
Organism: Trifolium pratense (red clover)
Lineage: Eukaryota; Viridiplantae; Streptophyta; Magnoliopsida; Fabales; Fabaceae
Product: F-box/kelch-repeat protein At3g06240-like
Molecular function (GO): protein binding
Source: RefSeq, a predicted model, not a curated record